This is a messenger RNA of Zasmidium cellare ATCC 36951, 1446 nucleotides long. RefSeq lists its product as uncharacterized. The transcript is spliced from 4 exons. Gene Ontology annotation, cellular component: Prp19 complex; cytoplasm; U2-type catalytic step 1 spliceosome. NCBI's taxonomy places the organism in Eukaryota, Fungi, Ascomycota, Dothideomycetes, Mycosphaerellales, Mycosphaerellaceae. The record is from RefSeq and is a predicted model, not a curated record. Bases 1 to 1446 code for a protein of 481 amino acids. Gene Ontology annotation, molecular function: protein binding; ubiquitin protein ligase activity. Gene Ontology annotation, biological process: mRNA splicing, via spliceosome; protein ubiquitination; DNA repair.
AUGCUGUGCGCAAUCAGCGGUGAAGCUCCGCAAGAGCCCGUCGCAUCGAAGAAGUCCGGCAAUGUGUUUGAGAGGCGGUUGAUAGAGACUUACAUCUCUGAGCACGGCACCGACCCUGUCAACGGCGAAGAGCUCUCUACCGACGACCUGAUCGACCUCAAGCAAGCGCGUGUUGUCAAGCCGCGACCACCGACUCUCACUUCGAUUCCUGCUCUCCUUUCCACCUUCCAGAACGAAUGGGAUGCGCUCAUCCUGGAGACCUACCAGCUCAAGCAACAGCUUGCAGAGACGAGACAGGAGCUGAGCACUGCACUGUACUACAAUGACUCGGCGCAGAGGGUGAUUGCACGCUUGCAAAAGGAGAGGGACGAGGCUCGUGAUGCUCUUUCGCGAGUUUCAGUCAGCGGAGGCGCCAACGGCGUGAAUGGAACAAAUGGAGAUGCCAUGGAUGUGGAUGGCCAGCCUCUGUCGGACGACGUUGUCGCGAAGAUCACAGAGACACAAGAGCGACUCUCCAGCACCCGUCGCAAGCGACCUGUGCCAGAGGAUUGGGCCACUGCGGACGAGAUUCAGACUUUCGACGUCAAAUCAUCUGUCGACAGCCAGUUCACCGGAGCGAAGACCCUGGCAGCAGAUCAGACUGGCGACUUCUUCCUGUGCGGUGACUCUGAUGGCACUAUCGGUAUCUACGAUCUCCAACAAGGCGCCUUUACUACGAGAAGCAACCUCGGCGCUGGGGCGAUUCUGGGUGGUACUUGGUGCAACGACAAGCAGGCAGUGUCUACAUCCACUGGUGUUGUUGCUGUUGCCCAGGAGGGUGCAGUGCAAGCCAAAUUCCAACAGCAUGCCGGAGCUGCGACUGCUGUGGCUUCUCAUCCCAGCGGCGAGGUGCUUGUGUCGGUUGGCUACGACAAGAGCUAUGUUGUUUACGAUCUCGCGUCCUCCAAGGUUGCGACGCAAGUGUUUGGUGAUAUCGAAUUGACGACCGUCGCCUUCCACCCCGACGGCCACCUUUUUGCAAUCGGCGGCGCAGAUGGUUCGGUCCGGCUCUACGAUAUCCGAACCUCGCAACUGGCACACACAUUCCCUGCUCCCGCAGCAACGACUCCGAUCGUGGCGCUCACAUUCUCCGAGAAUGGAACCUGGUUGGCAUCGGCAAAUCAAGGGCAGAACAUGCUCACGGUGUGGGAUCUUCGGAAAUUGAACGCACUCAAGACCAUCGACAUCGGAACGUCUGUAUCUGGCAUCUCCUGGGACUAUACUGGACAGUUCCUGGCAGCUUGCGGACCUGGAGCUGUUGUUGUGAAUCAGUAUUCAAAGAGCUCCAAGUCGUGGUCCGAACCACUCCGCAAGGCGCUCAACGCGGCAGACGUAAAGUGGGGUGCAAAGGGGAAGGCUUUGGUUGCGCUCACGGGUGAGGGCGCUGUUAGUGUUCUGAGCUCGUAG